Molecule: messenger RNA, 1350 nt
Organism: Echinops telfairi (small Madagascar hedgehog)
Lineage: Eukaryota; Metazoa; Chordata; Mammalia; Afrosoricida; Tenrecidae
Gene: IGFBP2
Product: insulin like growth factor binding protein 2
Exons: 5
Coding region: 1-1029 (342 amino acids)
Biological process (GO): regulation of insulin-like growth factor receptor signaling pathway
Cellular component (GO): extracellular region
Molecular function (GO): insulin-like growth factor II binding; insulin-like growth factor I binding
Source: RefSeq, a predicted model, not a curated record
AUGGAGUCCAAGAAGGACUUUGGCUAUUUCUGCUCAAUGUUAUCCUCCCACACCUGCAGGAUGGCCUGCCUUCGGGACAAGGCCAAACAACAGGUCGAACAGUUCAUUGACUUUGCCAUCACCAAGAACCCUGGCCUGCGUCCACCCUCAGGAAAUUCACCAAGGACCCGGCCCAAGGGCAAGACUACGGGGCGGACUGAGGUCAAGAGGCUGGAGGCCAAGAUCGUCAAACCCCUGAAACCGUAUGAGUCGGAGAUAAAGCAGACCCAGGCUGAGAUCAAAAUGUCCAAACAUCCCGGCUGCGGCUGCUGCUCCGUGUGCGCUCGGCUGGAGGGCGAGGCGUGCGGCGUGUACACCCCGCGCUGCGCCCUGGGGCUGCGCUGCUACCCCAACCCGGGCUCCGAGCUGCCCCUGCAGUCGCUGGUCCAGGGCGAGGGCCUUUGCCAAAAGGUUGUGGACACUGAGGUCAGCGCCAGCCCCGAGCAGGUUGCAGACAACGGCGACGAUGACCCAGAGCGAGGCCUGGCCCUGAACCAUGUGGACGGGACCGCGAACACACCGGUUGGUGGAGGCACUGCCGCCCGGAAGCCCCUCAAGUCCGGCAUGAAGGAGCUGGCUGUUCUCCGGGAGAAGGUGACCGAGCAGCACCGGCAAAUGGGCAAAGGUGGCAAACAUCACCUCGGCUUGGAUGACUCCAAGAAACUUCGGCCACCACCUGCCAGGACCCCCUGCCAGCAGCAGCUGGACCAGGCCCUGGAGCGGAUCUCCUCCCUGCGCCUUCCUGAUGAGAGGGGGCCCCUGGAGCACCUCUAUUCCUUGCACAUCCCCAACUGCAACAAGCAUGGCCUGUACAACCUCAAACAGUGCAAGAUGUCUGUGAACGGGCAACGUGGAGAGUGCUGGUGUGUGAACCCCAACACCGGGAAAUUGAUCCAAGGGGCCCCCACCAUCCGGGGGGACCCCGAGUGCCAUCUCUUCUACAAUGAGCAGCAGGAGGCCCGAGAGGCCGAUGCCCAGCAGAUGCAGUAACCCCCCCAGCCAGCCGGUGCCUGGCACCCCCCACCCUCCAAACACCAGUGGGAAAGGAGAGUGCCUGCUGGUGGGUGGGGAGGAGAUUCCAGGAGUUUUGACACAUGUAUUUAUAUUUGGAAAGAGACCAGCACCGAGCUAGACAUACACCCGCCUCCACCUCCCCAGCUGGAGAUGCCCACCCCCUUCCUUCUCCACUCCCCACUUGAGGAAGGUUAUGGGGGAGCUGGGGUAAAGGUUUGGGAGGGGGGAUAAAGACGUUUUUUUAUUUUUGAACCCCUCUCUUUUGCUUAAGAUUAAAGGAAGGAAAAAUAAAGUGUA